AUGUGGCUGAUGGUGUGCCUGGUCAGCAUCGGGUUUACGAUGGUCAUGGGUGCGAUCGCAUGGACCCGGUUCCGCACAACGCCUACGAUAACGACCAUCGAAACGAUGACGUAUCCGAUCUGGAACAUCCACUUCCCGGGCGUGACGGUGUGCAACAUCAACAAGGUCGACAGCCGAAAGGCCAAAGUCAUCGUUGAUCGACUCGUCCAGGAGUUCGGUUUUAGUGAGGUCAACGCGACCGGUCUGCUUGUGGCUCAAGCCAGUCUGGUAAACUUUGAGCAAACAAAUUUGAGCUUUAUCGAGCUCGAGGGGGCUCUGGGUCAGAUGGGCUGGAACCCGAACACGCUGCUGCUCGAACUAAGCCAACCAUGCUCGGAGCUGAUCAAAGUUUGCUACUGGCUCGGCUCGGAGGUUCCCUGCGCGCAGGUGAUCCAUCGGACGAAAACCGAUAACGGAUUCUGCUGCUCGUACAACGUCGACCAGGCGAUGUACCCUGCGCAUCAGGGCCCGUACCGACCGCAACGGUUGUCCGGCGCCGGACGGCAUGUAGGACUGUCGCUUCUGAUCGAUGUAGAACCGGACACGUACAUGGCACCGACAAAGUCGUUCUACGGAGCCGAAAUCUAUGUGCACGACUCGAUGGAUUUCCCAUCCGAUGCGGACUUUGAGUAUGUGGCUCAGCCGGGCUGGGAUUUGGCGAUGUCCGUUAUACCGCUGCCUAUCGAGAGUAGCAGCACGAUGCGCCAGGUAUCGGAGGAGAUGCGCAAGUGUUUCCUACCGGAGGAAAGUUCUGAGAAGCCGCAUGCUGAGAUGAACCUGAACGUUUGCUUGGCUCAGUGUCGCCUACGGACGAUCCUCAAGCUGUGCAACUGCGUCCCAUUCUACUAUGCCGAUCUGAGUAUUCCCGAAGCAAGACAAAAGGAUUUGUGUGCCCUGAAGCAUGUGGCCUGUCUACGAUACUUUAGAAGAUAUUUUUACAGUCUACGCCCAGACUCACAGUCAGAAGCGGACCUUACGGACGUCGAGUUCGGCAUGGACUGUGAGUGCAUGCCACCUUGUUCUGUGCUGAACUACAACGUACAGACCAUCUCGAGUCAAAGGCUUUCGAAGGAAUUCGUGUCGUCGCAAUUCGGUGGAAGAAACGUCUCCAAGUACGCCACCCUCAACAUACACUUCAAGGACAUCUACUGCGUGAAGUACAAGCGUGACGCGUACAUGACGUGGGACUCGCUGGUGGCCACCUUCGGGGGGAUUUUCGGCCUGUGCAUGGGCGGCUCGGUGCUAAGCAUGGUUGAGAUGCUGUACUACUUCACCGUGAAGCCGUUCACCGCUUAUCGACGGGCGCAUCGUGAAAAGCGUUCCGGGAACCGCACCAGGAACAGUGUGCGGCGGCAUCCACCGAUCGCGGUCCUUCCAUACGAAGGUCAACGGUUUCCGGUGGGCUACUUCCUGCGACGGAACGUGCUCGCUCGGUCUAAGGACGUGGUGCAGCACAAGAUCAACCGUGGCCAGCUUAGCUGGUCGGUGGAGAAGCCCUCGAAGGAAAUGUCUCACGGCCUAUCUUUCAUUUAUUGA
This is a messenger RNA of Anopheles coustani, 1575 nucleotides long. RefSeq names its product pickpocket protein 11-like. NCBI's taxonomy places the organism in Eukaryota, Metazoa, Arthropoda, Insecta, Diptera, Culicidae. Bases 1 to 1575 code for a protein of 524 amino acids. Gene Ontology annotation, molecular function: ligand-gated sodium channel activity. The transcript is spliced from 7 exons. The record is from RefSeq and is a predicted model, not a curated record. Gene Ontology annotation, cellular component: membrane. Gene Ontology annotation, biological process: sodium ion transmembrane transport.